AUGGCGGCCACAUACGAGCACACUGGUGCAUUUUCCGGCAGCGUCAGUCGGCAAACGCUGGCUCCAGUCGGGCCGUCGAUGGUGGACCAGCUACCAAACAUCAACUUUGGCUUUGAGGAGCUGCGCGAUCGCAUGGCGCGAUUUACAACCAAAUUCGACACAUAUAUUGAACAAGGGCGCAAAAGGGUAUUAGAGGAGCGCAAUCGGUUCCGCAUGGAAGUUGCCGAGUUACAAGAGGACCAACGAAUGAAGAAGAAGGACAUUGAAAUUGCGCACGUCAACACAUCCACAUACCAGCAGAGCAUCGAAAAGGAAGAGACGGAAAAGCAAGAGAUGGAGGCGGCCAUUGCCUCGCUGUCGGCGCAGCGCGACCACCACCUGGCGACGCGCGACAACCUGCGGGAGCAGAUUGCGCAGACGCAGCGCGACAUUGACGCCAAGCUGGCGGCACAGCGCGCGCACGCGGCGCAGCAGAAGGCGCAGUCGCGGUUCAACGUGCCGGAGCUGGAUUUCUGGAUCACGAACCUGUGCCUGCGGAUCGAGGGCGCAGGCCGCGACGACCGGCUCAAGUUUGUGUACACGCACGUCGACGAGAGGAGCUGGGAGCGCGAGGCGUGGUUUGAGCUGGCGACGGGCGCGCGCGACUACGACGUCAGGCACUGCCGGCCCAAGCUAGAGCGCGAGGCGGUCGAGAGGGUGUUGGAGAAGGUGAAUGAGUCGAGGGAGCUCGUGGUGCUGCUCAAGGGCAUGAGGGAGCUAUUUGUAGAGGCGAUGAAGUCGUAA
Messenger RNA from Beauveria bassiana ARSEF 2860, 783 nucleotides. Its product is annotated as chromosome segregation protein. Bases 1 to 783 code for a protein of 260 amino acids. Gene Ontology annotation, biological process: chromosome segregation. Gene Ontology annotation, cellular component: Ndc80 complex. The record is from RefSeq and is a predicted model, not a curated record. The transcript is spliced from 2 exons. NCBI's taxonomy places the organism in Eukaryota, Fungi, Ascomycota, Sordariomycetes, Hypocreales, Cordycipitaceae.